This is a messenger RNA of Penaeus chinensis, 1477 nucleotides long. RefSeq lists its product as uncharacterized. The record is from RefSeq and is a predicted model, not a curated record. NCBI's taxonomy places the organism in Eukaryota, Metazoa, Arthropoda, Malacostraca, Decapoda, Penaeidae. The coding region runs from base 543 to 1313 and encodes 256 amino acids. The transcript is spliced from 4 exons.
CGUUAACGCUAUGGCGAGCGAUGUUUCAAAAUGUAAACACAGUAAUCAAAGCUACUCUAAGCAAGGCCGCCCUACAAGCAGUCUCCAAUAGUGUCUCAUGUAGUAAAUAUUUUAGAUGCCAGUAAGGCUAUUUUAAACCACGAGGAGAAACGGAAAAAAGGAAAGGGAAAAAGGAUCCAGCACGCUCGCAGAAAUAAGUAAAGAGAGAAAGAAAGUAAAUAACGUGUGGUUACCAAAAAAGUCAUUUAGCCGAGGUGCGAAUCAUAGACGAUUCCCGCUCAUAUAUGUCUGAUGCAAAAAACAGCAGCAUUGCAUCUGUUACGGGUGUCUUACAGGCGUCGGUGAUGAUCUGUCUAGUCUCGUUCAGAAUUGGGUAUUUCUUUGAGUUGUACUAGAACUUAAAGCAUUACAAUUUGCACCUGAUCAAUGGUCAGCUACGACAUCUGGUGCUUCUCUCGUAUAUUACUGCAUCUGUAAUAAAACGCACCACGUGAAAGUUCUCGGUGACUUCGCUCCGCACAGAAGGGAAGAGGAAAUCAAACAUGGCUCACCAGGUUAUUGUGUUUUCGGACAAAGUUUUAUUUCAAACUCCUGAAAAUCAGCGGCCUAAAAUGAAAUGCUGGACACCUACAAACUUGCAUUCACUUAGAGUUGAAGAUUCCUAUAAGAAGUUUGAAACCAUGAUACGGACUGUCCAUCUCAACGAUUUUGUAGAAGUCAUGAAGCAAAGUAAAAUAACCCAAUGCCCCAUGCCAGACAGCACGCACUUGAGGCAUCCCGGGCUAAUGGCAGCCUGGUUCGGAAUGCCUGUUGACGACUGGUAUGGGAAUGUCAACUUUGUGGUAAACUUCAAUGACUUCCUGAGUACUUUCAGCCAUCUUAAGAUAUACUUCGUGGAGGUUGCAGAAUAUCACACUCAGAAUGCAUCGAGACUCUUGUUCUCAAGCAAAGUUCAUGGAUUGAGGGAAUACAACCCUACAAUUCCGGGAGGUCCGUGGUACAUGGAUUCAAACAAUAACCACUUGUUUCUCACACGUGCCAGGGCAUACCAAAGGCGUCAUCCUUGUGUAAAUGGACAUACCCCAGAGUUCAUGCUAGAGUUAAAUGAGUAUGAGGCCAAGAAGCUGUUUCAAAUAUCAGCUAAGCAGGCUGCUGAUCAUUCUCAGGCAAACAACCCAGGGUAUAUGAAAUGUAAGAAAUAUAGGUCAGGGUCAACUUGGUCUUAUUGCCCUUCUCAAAUGACCCCAGAACAGACCAUUCGCAUACUAAAUGAGUGGAAAGCUCUCAGCGGUAUACAGUGGACAUGGGGAUAAGGAAAAUGUCCAUGACGGAAGCAACGGCAAAUGGCUCCUGGCAAAUGAAAACAACACCUUUACCCAUCAGAGAACCAUGGGUCAAAUUUGUGUCAUCGAAAAUGAUUAUUCGACAUGUAUUGUAAAGCCGAUAUUUUAUUCCAUGAUUCUGAUAUAUAUAUAUA